CGCACUCUUUCCAACUUGGGUCAGGGGUGAUUUGUUUCAGAUUUAUAAUAUAAGUUCUGUCGAGAGUACAAUUUAGUCAGUCUGUGCCGUGUGCUCUCCCGAAAACAUUACUAUUGAAAGAAUGACUGCGAAAUUAGCGUCCCAGACUGUCCCGCUCCUAGAUCCCUCGGAGCACCUUCGUCCAGAGCCUGUAUAUGCUGGAAAAUCAGAGAGUCAGUUCAGAAGGUUUGAAGAGGAUGAUGAUGAUCCCACCAUGAAACGUGUUCGAAGAACCUACUAUAAUAUGCACACAUAUCAAACCGUUGACUAUGUUCGCUCUCGAAUGGCAGAAUGGCUCCAAUUCAACAAAUUUAAGAUGACAAUUAAAGAUGCUCUUAUUAAACUGAACGACCUCUACGACGAAAGUGACCCUGAUACGGACAUGCCAAAUAUUGUUCAUGCUUUCCAAACAGCUGAAAAAGCCAGAGAAGCCCAUCCAGAUUUAGACUGGUUUCAUCUAGUUGGACUGAUUCACGAUCUUGGAAAGGUAAUGGCUUUUUAUGGAGAGCCACAAUGGUCUACAGUUGGUGACACUUUUCCAGUUGGUUGUGCUUGGGGCGAUUCUAUAGUCUAUAGAGAAAAAAGUUUCGAGAAAAACCCAGACGGAAAAGACGAGCGUUAUAACACUAAAUACGGAAUGUACAAACCAAACUGUGGUAUCGAUAACUUGAUGAUGUCCUGGGGACACGACGAAUACCUGUAUCGGGUAUUGAAACAUAACAAAACCAAAAUUCCUGAAGAAGGUUUAGCCAUGGUUCGCUACCACUCUUUUUAUCCAUGGCAUGCUUCAGGUGAUUACAUGCACUUCUGCACUCCUGCUGACAUGGAAAUGCUAAAAUGGAUAUUAGAAUUCAACAAAUUUGACCUCUACACCAAGAGUGGCGCUGUACCUGAUAUUGAAAAACUGUGGCCUUAUUACGAAGGUCUUAUUGAAAAAUACAUACCCGGUGUUAUUGAGUGGUGAGAUUUGUGCAAUUAAAAAGAUAAAUAAUUAUAAUGCUGCUUGUACAUUGUGGAUGUAAAAAUCCACAAGGGUUUACAAGAGUGAAUAAACUGAAAAAAUUCUA
Messenger RNA from Belonocnema kinseyi, 1106 nucleotides. RefSeq names its product inositol oxygenase (gene Miox). The coding region runs from base 122 to 1003 and encodes 293 amino acids. Gene Ontology annotation, biological process: inositol catabolic process. The transcript is spliced from 6 exons. Lineage: Eukaryota; Metazoa; Arthropoda; Insecta; Hymenoptera; Cynipidae. Gene Ontology annotation, cellular component: cytoplasm. The record is from RefSeq and is a predicted model, not a curated record. Gene Ontology annotation, molecular function: iron ion binding; inositol oxygenase activity.